UAUAUAUAUAUAUAUAUACAAAUACAACAUCUGCAUACAAAAAAUAUAUAUAUUAAUUCAUUGCAAAGACAACGUCUGCACACAUAGAUAGAUCGAUAAAUUUUGAGCAUGAAGUGCUUAUAUCAAAAUUAUAUUUUAUUCAUUGGACUACAAGUUCUACUUAGUGAGGCUCAAAGACCAUCUUUUGCUGGCAUACGACCACCGGAUGGACUCAAUCAAUUGGAUAAAUACAUUUUGAAUAGUCAAGCAAAUAGAGAAAAUAAUAGCAACAACAAUAACGAUGACGGUAUAGAAAACCGUUUUGGCAAAGUUGAUGUUGCAAUUGCAACCAAUGAAAUACCUUACGGCCAGACACAAAAACCACCAGUUGGCUUACCGGUGGUAUUAGCAGAGCCAGUUAAUACGAUUCUAUUACCGCCGCAAGUAUCCAAUAAUGUGGCAUUUAGUGGACGUUUUGGUGAAACUGAUAAUGAAAGUACUGCGUCGACGAUUGCAUCUACAACUAUGCAAAAAUUGCCAUUAGACGCUCAAGGUGAUCAAUUAUUAAUAGAUCGAUUGAAUCGUUUACCCGAAGAUAGAAGACCAUUUUGGCUUUUAAAUUAUCAAGCAAUUGAGGCUCAACGAAAUAGCUCUGUAGCAAAUGUUGCCGGCGGAUCGAGGGGUCGUAGCCCUUUUGCCGGUUAAAUUUAAUUUAUUUAAAUUUAUGUUAAAAGUAUUAUUAUUGUUUGUAAUGAGACCAAUCGUUUCAAGAAAAUAUUGUUAAUUAAAUAAAAACGCCUUGCC
Molecule: messenger RNA, 783 nt
Organism: Glossina fuscipes
Lineage: Eukaryota; Metazoa; Arthropoda; Insecta; Diptera; Glossinidae
Exons: 1
Coding region: 109-684 (191 amino acids)
Source: RefSeq, a predicted model, not a curated record